AUGUUGUUAUCCAGUAGUCUUUCUAGACCUGAGGUUGUUUGGGAAAGUUCGUGGAGAUACAUGGCGGACGAUUUUGUUUACAGAUUAGCAAAAUACCAUCGAGUUACAGCGUUAUCAAUUCCGGAUCACCAACUGAAGAACUAUGUCUUGGUUGAUAUUGAAAAGUUUUUAUUGCGAAAUAAUUCUUCUUUGCGAAGAUUUGAAUCAAUACCAUAUCCAGAUAUGUUGUCUUCAGGUAUUUCCGAUUGUCGUUUGAUAUACGAGGAGCAGGCAUAUGAUACAACAUACCUUGGAAAUCUGUACGAUAGUCAAUUGACAAUGUUAACUGAUGAACAACGCUCUGUUUUUGAAGAUAUUAUGGCAGCAGUAAACAGUGAUAACGGUCGGAUUUUUUUCCUUUAUGGGUAUGGCGGAACAGGUAAAACAUUUCUAUGGAAGACAUUGUCCGCUGCAAUUAGAUCAAGAGGUCAAAUCGUGUUAAAUGUGGCUUCAAGUGGAAUUGCAUCGUUGUUGUUAGAUGGUGGCAGGACUGCACAUUCCAGGUUUAGCAUACCGUUGAAUCUUACUGAAGAUUCGGUAUGUAAUAUAAAACCAGAAAGUGAUCUGUCUAAAUUACUUCAUGAGACUAAAUUGAUAAUUUGGGAUGAAGCACCUAUGGUUCACAAACAUGCAUUUGAAGCGCUCGAUAGAACAAUGAAUGACGUUUUCAACAUUGACACAUCUCUCAAUUCUGAAAUCCGAUUUGGAGGUAAGGUUAUUGUUUUUGGAGGAGAUUUUAGACAAAUAUUACCUGUUGUUCCAAAUGGUGGCAGACAAGAGAUUGUUAAUGCCUCCUUAUGUUCGUCUUAUUUGUGGAGUAAAUGUAAAUUGCUAAGACUAACUAGAAACAUGAGGUUAACGGUUGGAAGAUCUACGACUGAUGUUGAUGAAAUAAAUAGUUUUGGCAAAUGGCUUUUGGAUUUGGGUGAGGGUAACGUUGGUGGUCCAAAUGAUGGAGAAGCAACUAUUGAAAUACCACAAGAUCUUUUGAUUACUGAUCCAUCUGAUCCAAUUGGAAACGCCCAUAACUAUUUCAGUGACCGGGCCAUACUUGCACCUAAAAAUGAAGUUGUUCAUGAGAUUAAUGACAGGUUGCUAGCAAUGUUUCCUGGUGAAGAAAAAGAGUAUCUUAGCUCUAACAGUCUUUGUCCGUCUGAAGAUGUAAAUUCUACACAACAAAGACUUUACUCUCCGGAUGUGCUCAAUGGUCUUAAAAUAUCUGGCCUACCAAAUCAUAGGUUAGUCCUUAAAGUUGGUGUUCCAGUGAUGUUAUUAAGAAAUAUUGAUCAACGGAAUGGAUUGUGCAACGGUACAAGGCUACAAGUAAAAAAGCUGCACAACCGUGUAAUAGAAGCGAAGAUAAUAUCUGGUUCAAAUAUUGGUACUUGCACAUAUAUCCCUCGAUUAAACUUGAUACCUUCUGAUAAAAAGAUUCCUUUUUCUUUUCAAAGAAGGCAAUUUCCACUAGCCGUAUGUUUUGCGAUGACCAUCAACAAAAGUCAAUGCCAAUCUCUUUCAAGAGUAGGUUUGUACCUCAAACAACCGGUCUUCUCUCAUGGUCAGUUGUAUGUUGCCUUAUCAAGGGUGAAAACAAGAAAUGGUGUCAAGAUACUCAUACUUGACAACAACGGAAAACCUACGGAUAAAACAACUAAUGUGGUGUAUAAAGAGAUAUUCAACGAAUUGUGA
This is a messenger RNA of Helianthus annuus (common sunflower), 1728 nucleotides long. RefSeq names its product ATP-dependent DNA helicase PIF2-like. Gene Ontology annotation, molecular function: DNA helicase activity. The record is from RefSeq and is a predicted model, not a curated record. NCBI's taxonomy places the organism in Eukaryota, Viridiplantae, Streptophyta, Magnoliopsida, Asterales, Asteraceae. The transcript has 3 exons. The coding region runs from base 1 to 1728 and encodes 575 amino acids. Gene Ontology annotation, biological process: telomere maintenance; DNA repair.